UGCCGCUCGAGGACUUUUAUUUUCAAAUAUAUACUGUACAAAGUUAUUAUAUAUUUAUUUCUUACAAAAUUUGAUUAGCAAAACAACGAAGAAAUGAUAACUUCUUGUAAUAGAGUCAUUUUCGUGUGAAAUGUAUUAUUUGAAUUUAAUAUCGAUAGUAAGUUUAAUAGGACGAAAAUGGAACUACCUGCUUACGUCAAUAGCUAAUUAUAAUACACGUACUAUUAAUUUAAUAUUCUAGUACUGUCAUUCUGUAUACUUCAAGCGAUUAAGUUAUUAAAAUUCCUGACAUAAAAAUUAAAAUGAAAGACGGCAGCAGAUUGCUAUCAAUUCUUUUGAAAGUUUCGGAAAAAGCAGCAAACAUUGCAAGAGCCUGUAGACAGAACGAUGCUCUGUUUAAAUUACUUGUGCAAGAAAAAUCAGAGGAGGAGAAGAAUCCACGCUUUUUUCAAGAUUUCAAGACACUGGCAGAUGUUCUUAUACAAGAAACAAUUAGACAUGACUUAGAAAUUGAAUUUCCAGAAUUGGCAAAGGUAGUACAGGGUGAAGAAAAUAACACAUUUAGCAAUGCCAUGGGUGAAUCUAUAGUGGUAGAAGUUUGCUCUACCAUUGAAGAAACAACUCAGUUGUUAGCCAAAGUGAUGGGCAGUGAUACUGCAACUGCUGAAUUAUUAGCAACCGAAGUUCACAAAGAUGUUCAAUUCCUAGAUGUUCCAGUGGCUGCAGAACUGCCUCUGGAUUUUGAUAUUAAUAUUUCUGAUCUUGGAAUAUGGAUAGAUCCAAUUGAUUCAACAGCAGAUUAUAUAAAUGGAGGUGAAAAGGUGGAUGAUGUCACUGGCAUGCACUUGAGUGGUUUAAGGUGUGUUACUGUCUUGAUUGGGGCAUAUUUGAAGAGCACAGGCAUACCAGUUGUUGGGGUAGUUAAUCAACCUUUUUAUACAAAUGAGAAUUUAUCAUGGAAAGGCAACUGUUAUUGGGGACUUGUGGAAAAUGAUACUGGAAAAUGUUCCAUAAAUGAAGAACCUAAUGAUAAAAUGAUAGCUGUUAUUAGUAGAGUAGAAGAUGUUAAUAUAAAAUCUAAACUAUUAAAUGCUGGGUUCACAUUAGUAGAAGCUACAGGAGCUGGUUAUAAAAUUUUAAGUGUUGCUCUUGGACAAGCUGAUGUUUACAUUUUAUCAAAAAGUUCUACAUACAAGUGGGAUACUUGUGGUCCUCAUGCCCUUUUACGUUCUUUACAUGGGGGCAUCAUUGAAUUCCAGACAUUUAUAGAUAAUUCUGAUUUAAACUAUACGGAUAUAAAAUAUAUAUCUACAACUAAUAAUUCGUCAAAUAGCUCUGGUUUGAUAGCUUAUCGGAAGUUUGAAAGCUUGCAAACUUUAAAAUCUAUUUUAUGCAAAUAG
This is a messenger RNA of Hylaeus anthracinus, 1400 nucleotides long. It is a transcript of the gene Ipp, whose product is annotated as inositol polyphosphate 1-phosphatase. Lineage: Eukaryota; Metazoa; Arthropoda; Insecta; Hymenoptera; Colletidae. Gene Ontology annotation, biological process: phosphatidylinositol phosphate biosynthetic process. The record is from RefSeq and is a predicted model, not a curated record. Bases 303 to 1400 code for a protein of 365 amino acids. The transcript is spliced from 5 exons. Gene Ontology annotation, molecular function: inositol-1,4-bisphosphate 1-phosphatase activity.